This is a messenger RNA of Quercus robur (English oak), 2031 nucleotides long. Its product is annotated as internal alternative NAD(P)H-ubiquinone oxidoreductase A1, mitochondrial-like. The transcript has 8 exons. NCBI's taxonomy places the organism in Eukaryota, Viridiplantae, Streptophyta, Magnoliopsida, Fagales, Fagaceae. Gene Ontology annotation, molecular function: NADH dehydrogenase activity. The record is from RefSeq and is a predicted model, not a curated record. Bases 194 to 1690 code for a protein of 498 amino acids.
AAAAAAAAAAAUCCAAGCCGCUCCUAACAUCUUGCAGCAGACAGAAGUCAAAAAAGACAAAACCCCCAAAAAAAAAAAAAUAGUAAUAUAUUUCAUUAUAUUACAUACUGAUACAGCCUUUGAAUCGUUUCAAUUCUUCAAACAAAUCAAAAAAUCUCAAAGACGCACACACACAGUUUUUUCAAAAUUCGCAAUGGCUUGGUUCAGGAAUCUAACCCAAGUCUCAUCAUCAUCGCUCAAAAAGCAACACCACCACCACAUUAACCCAUUUUCACUACUGUCCCCACUUGCCUCUUCUCUCUCUCACUCUCACUACACCACCGAAGCUCCGCCGACUCAGUACGCGGGGCUGGGCGCCACUCGGCCCGAAGAGAAGCCACGGGUGGUGGUUCUGGGCUCCGGCUGGGCCGGGUGUAGGUUCAUGAAAGGUAUAGACACCAACAUCUACGACGUCGUUUGCGUGUCACCGAGGAACCACAUGGUCUUCACGCCACUCUUGGCCUCCACCUGCGUCGGAACCCUCGAGUUCAGGUCCGUCGCCGAACCCAUUGGUCGGAUCCAACCCGCCAUCUCUCGCGAACCGGGUUCCUACUUCUUCUUAUCCAAUUGUACGGCCAUUGAUGUCGAUAACCAUAUGGUGCACUGCCAGACUGUUACUGAUGGAGUGGACACCUUGGAUCAGUGGAAGUUUAAGAUCUCAUAUGACAAGUUGGUAAUUGCAUUGGGGGCACAGCCUUCAACUUUUGGAAUCCAUGGGGUGGAAGAACAUGCAACUUUUCUUCGGGAAGUUUACCAUGCCCAGGAAAUUCGUAGGAAGCUGCUCCUAAACCUGAUGCUGUCUGACAUGCCUGGCAUUUCAGAAGAAGACAAAAGAAGACUUCUACACUGUGUUGUAGUAGGGGGUGGUCCUACAGGUGUCGAAUUCAGUGGUGAACUUAGUGAUUUUAUCCUGAAAGAUGUCCACCAAAGAUAUUCGCAUGUGAAGGACUAUAUCCGCGUUACUUUGAUUGAGGCAAACGACAUAUUAUCGUCCUUUGAUGAUCGCCUCCGGCAGUAUGCUACCAAGCAGUUAACUAAGUCAGGAGUUCAGCUUGUCCGUGGGAUUGUCAAAGAUGUUAAAGCUCAGAAGUUAAUUCUUAAUGAUGGCACAGAGGUUCCAUAUGGGCUGCUAGUAUGGUCUACGGGUGUUGGUCCCUCUUCACUUGUUAACUCUCUAAAAAUUCCAAAAUCUCCAGGUGGAAGGAUUGGUGUUGAUGAGUGGCUACGCGUUCCGUCCGUGCAGGAUGUGUUCUCAAUUGGUGAUUGCAGUGGAUUUCUUGAAAGUACUGGAAAACCAACCCUUCCUGCUUUGGCCCAGGUUGCAGAGCGGCAAGGGAAGUAUCUAGCAAAUUUAAUAAACAAAAUUGGUAAAGCUGGUGGAGGGCAUGCAAAUAGUUCAAAUGGCAUGGAACUUGGACAGCCGUUUGUUUACAGGCAUCUAGGGAGCAUGGCUACCAUCGGCAGAUACAAGGCUCUUGUGGAUCUUAGGCAGAACAAGGAAUCAAAAGGAUUAGCUCUGGCAGGAUUUACCAGUUGGUUUAUUUGGCGCUCAGCAUAUCUGUCACGUGUUAUUAGCUGGAGGAACAGAUUUUAUGUGGCCAUCAACUGGCUUACAACUAUGGUGUUUGGGCGUGAUAUUAGCAGAAUCUAGAUUUGAAAAAUAAAGGUAUCUGUAUAUUCUAAUUUAAGAGUCUCUGCCUACUUUUGUUCCAAACAGGUUAAAUGACAUUUACAGAACACAUGCUACUGCAUUUAGGCCCAUAUGUUUUGUUACUACUUGCAGUUCAGCACUCCUGGCACAAUUCCUUUGGUGAAUUGUUGAGCAGAGGGCAAUGGACUGGGUUGCCACAACUUCUUGAUGUGAGUCCCAUUGACACUUAUAGGAUGCAUAACUGUAACACUUAUUUGUUUAUGAUGACAUUGGCUGAUGCUUUUAAGAUCCGGAUCACAACUUUGGAGAAAUGAUCAUGAACAUAAAACACAUUCCUCUCA